Messenger RNA from Trypanosoma cruzi, 1395 nucleotides. RefSeq lists its product as uncharacterized. The transcript has a single exon. Gene Ontology annotation, cellular component: nucleus. Gene Ontology annotation, biological process: regulation of RNA splicing. Lineage: Eukaryota; Euglenozoa; Kinetoplastea; Trypanosomatida; Trypanosomatidae. The record is from RefSeq and is a predicted model, not a curated record. Gene Ontology annotation, molecular function: mRNA binding. Bases 1 to 1395 code for a protein of 464 amino acids.
AUGCAGAUUGGGUACGGAAUACGUGGGGGACGUGGUGGCGGACGCGGACGCGGAGGAAACUUUGACUACAGGGGAAGGGCACAGCAGCCAUUUAUGGGAACCAACGUUGCGACUGAUACCCUGUGUGUCCGCAUAACGGACAUCCGUCAGCCCGUCACGGAGGACAUGAUGUAUCGUGUCUUCGGCAGCAUCUCUACCAAUCCUCAGCGCCUACAGAUCGCCCCCUCCUCGAACCCAAACGAAACUGUCGUCAUGGCGCAGUUCUCCGACAUGUACGCUACUCAACGUGUGAUGGAAAAUUUGAACAAUCGUAAUAUAUUUAACGACGGAAAUAAAAUGGUGAUGACUUACGCCACGUGGGAGCCCGCACCUGUAUUGCCUGCGCCCCCAACAGCUGUGUACGGCGCUCCCGCUGCGGCAUACGGCGGUGUGCAGCCGCAGCAGCAGCAGCAGCCCAAUAUCAUGUACCAGCAAGUUCAGCCGCAGCCAAGUGUUUACGUCCAACCGCGCUCACAACCGGCACAACAGAUGCCACAUGUUCCACAACCACAACUGCCACAGCCAAGGGCAGGAUUUGAUCAGCCACGCGGAGGACGUGGACGUGGGCGUGGUGGGCCUGGAGGUCAGAGGGGUGGCGGAGCAGCCGUGGGAUUUGACCCGAUGAUGGUGGGAUACCCGCCCAUGGCUUACCCAAUGGUGCCGCCCAUGAUGCCCAUGGCAGGUAACAUGAUGACAAACUACAUGAAUCCAAAGUCCAUGCAAAACACUCCUACCGUGUUUCUAAGUGUGACUGUUGUGCCCGAGACGGAACCAUUGCAGACAAUUUUUACUCUACUUGAGACUUUUGGGGGUGUUGUUACUAUACGCCGCAACCACAACAAAAAAGAUAUUCUGACGGUGAAGAUGGCUUCAAUCCCGGAGGCCGAUAAUGUUGUGCAACACGUACGAAAGGUGCCCUUUGCUGGGGGGACAGUGAGCGCAAAACGUUUUCCUACUUAUAAUGAGCGGACACCAUGCACUGACGACGGAGAUCCGUUGGAUUCUGCGACCUCGCAGUAUGACUUUACAACAGCACGCCACCGCAGUCCUGGGCAGCGUAGUAAGUGUAAUCCUUCGAAUGUGCUGAAGGUCACAGGGUGUGCGGGAUACUCUGAAGCAGAUGUGAUGACAUACUUUACGAGUGAGAACUUCUUCCCGGACCGCAUCAUCAAGGACGAAGAAGGGGCGUUUACUGUUUACAUGGCUGAUACCGCCACAGCUGUGACACUUCUUGUCAAGUGCCACAACAGCGUGUGUGGAGAGGAGCGGUCAAAUGUUCUCUUUAUUGAGGGACCAAAAGAAAACAACGAGAACCAUACUGAGCAAAACUUAGAUGAAGGCGCCGCAAAGAGUUGA